AUGAAUCCUUCAACUUCUCCAUCAAUAUUCAGUAGCAUCACCUACAUCCCUCCGGAUGCCAUCUUCGAGCUCACCAAAAAGUACAAUGCCGACCAAAAUGCCCUCAAGGUCAACCUAGGUCAAGGGACCUACAAAGACGAGAAUGGGCAUCCAUGGAUUCUACCUGCGGUGCACACGGCCAAGGAGAAGAUCAAGGACUCGAAUCAUGAAUACCUUCCCAUUUUGGGUCUUUUGCCCUUUCGCACGUUGGCUACGAAGCUGGUUUUUGGAUCAUCGGCGGCCGCGGUUCGAGAGAAGAGAGUUUCUUCAUGUCAGGCACUAUCAGGGACAGGUGCGUUGCAUGUCACAGGCAAAAUGCUAUACAGAGCCCUCGGCAGCAAUACAACCGUAUACAUCACGAACCCUAGUUGGUCAAACCACCGACAGGUCUUUGAGUCCAUUGGCUUCCACGUUAAGGAGUAUACAUACUCAACCUCUGACAUAGAUGGAGUAGAUAUGGCUUCAUUACUCAAUACUCUCAAUGAAGCUGCCCCAAAAUCUAUACUUGUUCUGCACGCCAGCGCUCAUAACCCUAGUGGGUGGGACCCCAGUCCUGAGCAAUGGGAGGUAAUCGGAAAAAUCAUGAAAGAGCGCCAAUUAUUCCCGAUAUUCGAUGCUGCGUAUCUCGGUAUUACAUCUGGCGACUAUGCCAAAGAUGCUUUUGCGAUUCGUUAUUUUGCGGAGGAGUUAUCCCUUGAAGUGGCUGUGUGCCUUUCAUUUGCUAAAAGCAUGGGUCUUUACGGUGAAAGAAUCGGUCUCUGUGCCUUCGUUUCUCAUUCAACCACUGCCGCCGUGGCAGUUGAAUCAGCAUUGGCCCAACUAAUUCGAGUUGAAAUAUCUAACCCUCCCGCCUUCGGCGCUCGAAUUGUUGCUGCGGUCCUUGAGGAUGAGAGUAUCGCCGCUGAAUGGAGUCGGAACUUGGUGACUAUGAGCUCCAGGAUUGCUGAGAUGCGGCGUCGGCUUUUUAAGGAGCUUGAUCAGUUAGAUACACCAGGGAACUGGGAGCGUAUAACGAGGCAAAGGGGAAUGUUUUGCAUCUUGGGAUUGAGUCCGCACCAAGUUUCUCUUUUGCAAGAGAAAUACCACAUCUACAUGGCUGCUAACUCUAGAGUAUCUAUUGCAGGUCUCAAUUGGGGGAAUGUGCGAUAUGUAGCAGAGUGUAUUGAUAAGGUGGUUAGAGAGUAG
Messenger RNA from Talaromyces marneffei, 1224 nucleotides. RefSeq lists its product as uncharacterized. The record is from RefSeq and is a predicted model, not a curated record. NCBI's taxonomy places the organism in Eukaryota, Fungi, Ascomycota, Eurotiomycetes, Eurotiales, Trichocomaceae. Gene Ontology annotation, molecular function: pyridoxal phosphate binding; L-aspartate:2-oxoglutarate transaminase activity. Gene Ontology annotation, cellular component: cytosol. The transcript has 5 exons. The coding region runs from base 1 to 1224 and encodes 407 amino acids. Gene Ontology annotation, biological process: L-aspartate biosynthetic process.